AUGUCUUCUGCCACGUCCUCGAAGACCUCUACUUCAUCAGAGCAUCAGACCGUCCAAGUUGAAUUUGGAGGUCAGAAGGUCGGUGUACCUAAAGGCGGUUAUUACGACCGCUACCGUAUGAAUCCGAACCUGGAAGAGGUAUCCCGCGAUCCAGCUGUUGGACCCAACCUUGAUUUCUUCCGGAAGAUCCCAAAGAGAUUGGUCGAUUCGAGGGUCGGUCAGAUAUACGCUCCCAACUUCUAUUAUCGCACAAAGAGUGUUCAACUUGUCUUUCUCGCACCACUUGAUACCUUGAAAUCGAAGCUACCACCGCCUUUAGAGCCUCUUCAAGCAAUUCCUGGUUAUGGUUUGGUCGCGUUGACGUUUUACUCGUACCUGGUGUGCGAUAACGAUCCUUACAAUGAGGUUUCGAUCGCGAUCAUCAUCCGUCGGCCCGGUAUAAAUAGUUACAGUGCGACGCAGCUUCUCAGCUCAAUGUGGAACCGAACUUUCUAUGGGUAUGUGCUGGCUCUACCUGUCGAUACUGAGAUUGCUCGAGUACGUGGAGUAUACGGCUACCAACUCCCUAAAUGGCUCGCCAUUAUCAACCUGGAGAUGGACGAACACAAUAUUAAAGCCGAUGUUACCUCAAUCGACGGGAAGUUCGAUCUGAUGCUGGAUGUACCCCUCCCAGCCUUGCGAGCUGUACCGUCGGAAUCUUCAAUCGGUACCAACAAUGCAAUCAACGAGAUCGACGGGAAAUGGUGCCAGGUGACUGUGCAAACGAACCCACUCCUAGGGGCGCAGACUCUUCUCCCCAGGAACGUCAAGCUCUCUCGAGGCCAAGGUCCGCUGAGCGAGCUUCUUACCGAAUUAGGCGUGUCGACCAUUUUGAGGAUGGAUGUACUUAAGGAUGCACAGAUGAUUCUGAAUAUGCCCAUUCCUUUACAAUUGUGUGAUAACACCAAGCUUUAA
Molecule: messenger RNA, 954 nt
Organism: Penicillium brasilianum
Lineage: Eukaryota; Fungi; Ascomycota; Eurotiomycetes; Eurotiales; Aspergillaceae
Source: the annotation of a GenBank genome assembly